This is a messenger RNA of Myxocyprinus asiaticus (Chinese sucker), 3250 nucleotides long. Its product is annotated as protein S100-A1-like. The coding region runs from base 2620 to 2928 and encodes 102 amino acids. Gene Ontology annotation, molecular function: calcium ion binding. Gene Ontology annotation, cellular component: cytoplasm. The record is from RefSeq and is a predicted model, not a curated record. The transcript has 3 exons. NCBI's taxonomy places the organism in Eukaryota, Metazoa, Chordata, Actinopteri, Cypriniformes, Catostomidae.
UGCUAAGUUUGAGACUGCUAUUUUGCUAGCAUUGCUUUUUGCAACUUGAUGUUCUAGAACUGUUCAAAUCGCUUACAGCACCUUUAAUAUGUUAAUCAUCACAGCAUUCACUAAGAACAUAAGCUGAUAUGAGUAAAAACACUGGAGACUGGAAAAUGAAAAUGGUUUGUUAUGAAUCGUGGAACACUUCUGUGUUCAGGGGAAAGUUAAUUUGACUAACUUGUAAUUUGACUUUUGUGGCUACUGAAAUGUUUGAAAAUGCUGUUGAAGUGUUCUUUAUGUACUACGUUGAAUAAAAACGGCUUAAUAUAUGUAUGUCUCAGUGUUGUCAAAGUGCUCAAUACUACAAAUGCCCACAACCAACCAAAUCCAAUGCCUCAGGGUUGGUACGCUGUUGCAAUACCACAGUAAGCCACUAGAGGCCAGUAACGCAUUACCGUCCAAGGGUGGGCUGCUGUCUGUGAUGAUGAUGAUUAUGAUACUGUGGACGGAAGUAACCCUAUUUUUUCCUCUUAAAUUGUGCAUUGUGCUAUUUGACUAAGAUGUUUGGACUACAAAUACAGUAUGAAUACUGACAGUUUAUGCCACGAACGAAGGAUGUCCUGUGACUAUAAGGGUCAGUGGCUUCAAGAACAGUGAGUUCAAGAGAUUUUUCUCCCUCUAAUACACUUAGCACUUUGAAGGGAAACAUUUCAUCAUCUUAAUGAACGGAAAACAGUUUUAGCUUGGAAGGAUGGAGGCGGUGGGGAGAGAAACACACCUGAGUCUCAUCCUAACCCCCCUGCACUCUCCCUCAGGUAAAAGCAGGAGGCAAAAAAUAGAUUCACCUUUAUCCUUUGAGAGAAAAACAGAUCUCGAAACAAAACCACACUACAAGUUGUAGCUCUGGAAGUUUGUUAUUUUAGAAAGACUAUCAUGGAAUUGUAGAGCUCCAAAUAAAAUAAAUUCAGGUUUUCUCAAAUUAGAAGACUUAUGUUUGAAGUUUUCUUUAGAAGUGUUCUCUUCGGGAUUGUUCUGGUUUUGGGAAAACAAGUACACCGUGCACGUCAUUGAUCUUUCGUUCCUUUGAGAAAUAGUCGUGACGUAAGCACUUUUGCUUGGAGGAUGUUGCCGGAGUUUCCAAUCAAAACACUGAACCUUUCUGAAACGAGUUGAAUAGGCCGGCCAGACAACCAAAAACAGACAUAAUACAGUACAAGCAACUAACAAACAAACCACGCAUGACCUUACCAAUCAAAAUUCAGCAUCACAACUGAAAACCAAACAAUACAACCAAACAAACAACAAUGCUAAAUAAGGACCUGUAGACAUACCCAUCUUUCUGGAUGUCAUUGAGUGUAAAGUAUAUUCAGAUUCUAGUACUUGUCUUUUAUGAAUGUGUUACUAAUAACUCCAUCAUUAUCUAUGUGAGAUCCAGUCAAGAAUCUUAAUAAAAGGCUAUUAUAUCUCUUAUUCUGCUCUCUCUCUCUCUCUCUCUCUCUCUCUCUCUCUCUCUCUCUGUCUCCCAUCAGAAGUAAGCAGAAGUUCCUGUUCUCUGGUCUUACUUACAAUGACUUAAUGAAAUGAAAUUAAAGCACUUUUGUAUGCAUCCAGGACAGAUUUUUGUAUUAAAGUACAGUAUGUAUUUAAUUUGUGUUUGUGUCCCAGCUGAAAAGACCAGAAUGAAUUUCUAUGCUGGUCUAUUCUGGUUUAUGCUGGUUUGUUGCUGGUCCUGCUGGACGACCAGCACGCUCACUUUGGGAAAGCUGAUUGAUCAAGGAAGACUGGUUGCUUAAACUAGUGGGGUCAACAAGCAUGCCAGCAUCCAAAACAUAAUGUAUGUCUUUUCAACAUCAGUGUUAAAGCUGUUGACAGUUAAGGGAUUACGAGGAUUCAUUUUACAGUUAGAGAGGCCCCAGUAUGUAUUUGGACACUUAAGCUACACUUAAAAAUGUAUGAAUGUCAUUGAAUUAGAAAACAAAAUAUCCAUUGUAUAUGGGGCUACUGUAUGUGCUCUAUACAAACGGCCAAAUUCCCCCCAUUGGCCCUUAUCAAUCAUGGCUUCCUAAUAAUCCCCAUCCAUUAACUGGCUCUAUCACACCACUCUCUCCUCUUCACCAAUAGCUGGCGUGUGGUGAGCGUACUGGCUCACUAUGGCUGCCGUUGCAUCAUCCAGGUGGAUGCUGCACACUGGUGGAGGUUGAGGAGAGUCCCCUGUUCAGUAUGUAAAGCGCUUUGAGUGUCAGAAAAGCACUAUAUAAAUGUAACGUUCAUUCAUUCACUCUGUAUCACUCUAAUUGUGUGAUGGUGGAUGGGGACACCUGCGCUGGUGUGUGUGUGUGUGUGUGUGUGUGUGUGUGUGUCUGUGUUUAGAACUCUCAGGGUGCCGCUGCUCUUUUUAUUUAGAGUGUGCUUUCUGUGCAGGUGAGGAUUAGCCUAUCCAGUAUACUGUAAGAUCACAGGGUAACUAUGGUGCAACACAUGAGCUACCAUACAUCGUCAUGACAACAGAGGAGGGUCAUUUUCAUGCGCAGGUUAUCUCAUAAACAACUUCACUCACUCUUCAAUACACUUUGUUAGCGAACACACCAAAGUUCACUUGUCUGCUCUGAACAAGUCCACAGGUGAUCUGCAGUAGCCAUGCCCAGUAAACUGGAAGGAGCAAUGGACGCACUCAUCACAGUCUUCCACAACUACUCAGGGACCGAAGGAGACAAAUACAAACUCAAUAAAGGAGAACUGAAAGAACUUCUAAACAGCGAACUCACUGACUUCCUCACGUCUCAGAAGGACCCCAUGCUGGUGGAAAAGAUCAUGAAUGAUCUGGACUCCAACAAAGAUAAUGAGGUCGACUUUAAUGAGUUUGUUGUGUUGGUGGCGGCGUUGACGGUGGCGUGCAAUGACUUUUUCCAGGAACAACAAAAGAACAAAGGAAAAGAUGGCAAAUGAAACAGAUCCAUGAAAUGCUCUAAUACCUGCAUGUAUAAUGCUCUAUGAUGCAUUCAAACAUUUGUUAUAAACUAUGUCAUUAUGUUAGUAGGUCAUUCUGACUAUUGAAAAAUCUUUGAUUUAUUUCAUGCUCUAAUCUAAAGCAAGAUGAUCUUUAUAAAAAUGAUUUUUUUUAUUAUAAACCGAAUGUAGCUUUUGAAAACCUGCACAUAGGACUUCAUUACUGUGUGCCUGUAGAAUGCAUUAGACUGUGUAGAUAUUUCUAUGACCUCUGCUUCUAUAGUCCUCCUUUUUUCACUCAUUAAAUCAUUAAAUACUAUUC